Oncorhynchus nerka (sockeye salmon) is the source of this 3285-nucleotide messenger RNA. Its product is annotated as thimet oligopeptidase-like. The transcript has 14 exons. Gene Ontology annotation, molecular function: metalloendopeptidase activity. The coding region runs from base 97 to 2157 and encodes 686 amino acids. Gene Ontology annotation, biological process: peptide metabolic process; proteolysis. Gene Ontology annotation, cellular component: mitochondrial intermembrane space. Lineage: Eukaryota; Metazoa; Chordata; Actinopteri; Salmoniformes; Salmonidae. The record is from RefSeq and is a predicted model, not a curated record.
CAUCACUACGUAGCUGAAGCAUGCCCACACGUCGCUUUAUCGGCAAACACAGACUGCAAAGCGCUCUGAAAACGUUGGUACUUGGUUUUCUGGAAGAUGGCACCGACAGAAGAGUUGGCAUCUGGCACUGGUGCGCCAGUCUGUGCUGACAACCGCCUGCGCUGGGACCUGACCCCCGAGCAAAUCAAUCAGCUCUCGGAUGAGGUUAUUGCCAAGACCAAAAAGGUAUAUGACUGUGUCGGGGCCCUGGACCUGGCCAGUGUUUCCUAUGAGAACACCCUGAAGGCUCUCGCUGAUGUGGAGGUGGAGUACACAGUGGACCGCAACAUGCUGGACUUCCCCCAGCAUGUGUCCUCCUCCAAGGACGUGCGCACGGCCAGCACCGACGCCGACAAGAAGCUGUCGGAGUUUGAUGUGGAGAUGAGCAUGAGGGAGGACGUCUACCAGAGGAUCGUGGCACUAGAGCGCAAGGUUGACGGUGACACGCUUACUCAGGAAUCCAAGAGGUACAUGGAGAGGCUGAUCAAGCUGGGCCAAAGGAAUGGUCUCCACCUGCCCAAAGAAACACAGGAUGAAGUCAAGAGGAUCAAGAAGAAGCUGAGCAACCUGUGCAUUGACUUCAACAAGCACCUGAACGAAGACACCACUAGUCUGACUUUCACCAGAGAGGAGCUGGGCGGUCUCCCUGAGGACUUCCUGAGCUCGCUGGAGAAGGAUGGGGACAAGCUGAAAAUCACCCUCAAGUACCCCCACUACUUCCCCACCAUGAAGAAGUGCUUCAUCCCCGAGACCCGCAAGAAGCUGGAGGAGGCCUUCAACUCUCGGUGCAAAGAGAAGAACUCUGCCAUCCUGAAGGAGUUAGUGGAGUUGAGAGCCCAGAAGAGCUCCCUGCUGGGUUUCACCACCCACGCUGACUUUGUCCUGGAGAUGAACAUGGCCAAGUCUGGCAAGAAGGUGGCCGGCUUCCUAGAGGAACUGGCCCGUAAGCUGAAGCCCCUGGGGGAGGAGGAGCGCCAUGUCAUCCUCAAGCUGAAGAAGGAGGAGUGCCAGAAGAGGGGCCUGCCCUUCAAGGGCGAGUUAUACGCCUGGGACACACGUUACUUCAUGACCCAGGUGGAGGAGACCCAAUACGCGGUGGACCAGAACCAGCUGAAGGAGUACUUCCCCAUGGAGGUUGUGACCCGGGGCCUGCUGGACAUCUACCAGGAGUUGCUGAACCUCACCUUUGACCUGGUGGAGGGGGGCGCCCCCGUGUGGCACGAUGACGUCACCCUCUACUCCGUCAAGGACCGCACCACGGGCACGGUGGUAGGCCAGUUCUACCUGGACCUCUUCCCACGCGAGGGGAAGUACGGCCACGCGGCCUGCUUUGGCCUGCAGCCCGGCUGUCUGCUGUCGGACGGGACCCGGCAGAUGGCGGUGGCGGCCAUGGUGGCCAACUUCAGCAAGCCCACGGCCGACGCCCCCUCCCUGCUGCAGCACGACGAGGUGGAGACCUACUUCCACGAGUUUGGCCACGUCAUGCACCAGCUCUGCGCUCAGGCGGACUUUGCCAUGUUCAGCGGGACACACGUGGAGCGGGACUUUGUGGAGGCGCCGUCCCAGAUGCUGGAGAACUGGGUGUGGGAGAAGGAGCCCCUGCAGCGCAUGUCCAAACACUACAAGACGGGUGCCCCAAUCCCUGACGACCUGCUGGACAAACUCAUGAAGUCCCGCUUGGCCAACACGGGUCUGUUUAACCUGCGUCAGAUCGUACUGGCCAAAAUGGACCAGGCCUUACACACCAAGAAUGGGCUGGACCCGGCCGAGGAGUACGCCCGGCUGAGCCAGGAGAUACUGGGCGUGCCUGCAUCCUCAGGAACCAACAUGCCAGCCACAUUUGGCCACCUGGCGGGUGGUUACGAUGCCCAGUACUACGGUUACCUCUGGAGCGAGGUCUACUCCAUGGACAUGUUCUACGCCCGCUUCAAGCAGGAGGGCAUCAUGAACCCCAAGGUGGGGCUGGGCUACAGAAACUGUAUCCUAAAGCCCGGAGGCUCGGAGGACGCUGAAAUUAUGCUCAAGAACUUCCUAGGGAGGGAGCCAAAGCAAGAAGCUUUUCUUCUGAGCAAAGGAUUAACGGUAGAGCUGGAGGCAGACACUCCAUGUGCCUGUUGACCAAUCAGAACCAGCUCAGUGUAAACGCCCACCCCAACCAAUCAUACACUUAGGACACGGGCACAAGGGACAUAUAUGUUCUAGAAAAAACAAUGAAAACAAGAAUUGAUGCAUGCUAUUUCACCCUUUUGUGCUGUGUUUUUUUUUUUUUAGUUUGGAGAUGUUUUAAACUAUUGUAUGCAAGUAAGGUUGAACAAAAUACAUUAAGAAUUGACUUGACCCAUUUGUCACCUUCUGUCAGUUUUCUCAAAAUAAGUAGCUCUUAAGGGGUUUCAAACUUAUUUAGUUAAUUUUAUACUAAGACGUUCACAGGCCGCAUUAAAACAGCUCUUAGGCCGCAUUUGGGUCUUAGGCCGCAUGUUUGAGGCCCUGAUAUGCAGCCAGUAUCAUAUAGAUUCAGUAUCCUUUCUGGUGAAACAAGGCGUAAUACUGUGUCUCAUCAGUAUUACAUAAGACUAACUCCCCUGAGAAUGAGUCUGUAGCCUUGAAGUACACUCGCUGCCAUAAAGCUGUUACAACGCUAGUCAUCAUGGUUGUAUAGCAGUAGUACAUUCCAAAUGAAGUAUAACCUCGUAUUACAAAGAUUUUGUUAGGUGUUUUGUUAGGUGUUUUUUAACUUGCACUACCAGAAAUAUUGAAACAGAUGUUGUUGCCAGUCCUAGCCAGAGGCAAACUCAGGCUUGACUCACUUUAUAAGCUCUGUAGUUAAAUACCCUGAUGAUCAAAUGAACUCCAGGGAUAUUCCUGUCGUGUUCUGAGGAUUUCGUUUGGUAAAAUGGAGCCCGUGUCAAAACAGCUUAAGGGUAGUACAGUACUGGGGAACAAACAUCAUGAUGUAUGGUCAGGGUAAUGAGCUGGAAUGCCUAGUCAUUCUGAAAAUUAAGUACAUUAAUACAAUAUCUCAGAUCUCGUAACUUAUUUGAGAGGCAAGCAACUAUAACCAGGUUAUACUUCUGUAUGAAGCUUUUCUGAAAUAUCUUAUUUCUAUUAAGUAUAAAUAAUGGGAUAUUUCAGAAAAGCUUAAUGAAGCAUUAAAUACAUGUUAUGCUUAAGUAUAAUCCAAAGCUACCCUUGUUGCAGAAUAUUCUUAAGUGUUCCCACGAUAAAAUAAAAGCCCAGUUUCUGAGA